Messenger RNA from Fukomys damarensis (Damara mole-rat), 1700 nucleotides. It is a transcript of the gene Slc39a2, whose product is annotated as solute carrier family 39 member 2. NCBI's taxonomy places the organism in Eukaryota, Metazoa, Chordata, Mammalia, Rodentia, Bathyergidae. Gene Ontology annotation, biological process: zinc ion transmembrane transport. The record is from RefSeq and is a predicted model, not a curated record. The transcript has 4 exons. Gene Ontology annotation, cellular component: plasma membrane. Bases 20 to 949 code for a protein of 309 amino acids. Gene Ontology annotation, molecular function: zinc ion transmembrane transporter activity.
CUUAUCCCGCAUCCCAGAGAUGGAGUCACUAAUAGGAGUAAAACUUGGCUGCCUGUGUGCCCUGCUAGCUGUCACCCUUGUCUGUGGCCUUAGUCCCAUCUGCUCCAAAUGGUUCAAGAUUGACACAGCUACAGGUCGCCACCGCCGAGUCCUCAGCCUGCUGGGCUGUGCUUCUGCUGGUGUUUUCUUGGGAGCGGGUUUCAUGCAUAUAACUCCUGAAGCCCUGGAAGGAAUUGAAUCUGAGUUCCAGAAGUUCAUGGGGCAGAACAGAACAAGAAGCAAGGGAGACUCUUCUAAUGAUGCUGGCUCGGCCUUUGUGGAGUAUCCCUACGGAGAACUCAUCAUCUCCCUGGGCUUUUUCCUUGUCUUUCUUUUGGAGUCACUGGCAUUGCAGUGCUGUCCUGGGGCUUCUGGACAUUCAACAGUGCAGGAGGAGGAAUGCGGUGGGAAUCCUGUCUUUGAUUUCCACAGCCAUGAAUCUCUACGCCCACCUAAACAGAGUCCCUUUCGAGACUUUGUCCUCUUGCUUUCACUCUCCUUUCACUCAUUGUUUGAAGGGCUGGCUGUGGGGCUUCAGCCAACGAUAGCAGCCACCAUACAGCUCUGUCUUGCUGUCCUGGCUCAUAAGGGGCUCGUAGUGUUUGGUGUAGCGUUGCGGCUGAUAAAGAUAGGCACUGAAUCUCGGUGGGCCAUAUCCUCCAUACUGUCCUUAGCCUUCAUGUCCCCCUUGGGCCUAGCCCUAGGGGUGACCAUAGCUGCAGGGGACCCUGAAGGGUGGAAGGCCUUAGCUCAGGCCAUAUUAGAAGGUCUUGCAGCUGGCACUUUCCUGUAUGUGACAUUUCUAGAAAUUUUGCCCCGGGAGCUAAGUAGCUGUGAGGCCCCUCUGGCCAAGUGGGGCUGUGUGGCUGCUGGUUUUACCUUCAUGGCCUUUAUUGCCAUAUGGGCCUGAGAGAUUCCUGACUUUUCUGAUGGGUGGUCUACUUAGGAGGAACUCUCCCUACCCACGAGACACCUCCCAAGUGGCUUUGGCCCUCGGACAUUUUUGUACUAAGAUAAUGACAUUCAUUAGGCUCCAUGGACUGGACUCAAGAUUUACCUACAUGAGAUCCCGUUUCCUACUCAGACUGAGAAAAGAAUGCUGUUGAAAUGCCUGCUCACUGGAGAAUUAAUAUAAUGAGCAUCGCUCCAGAUUUGCUCUUGUCAGUUUAUGCUGCUGUGUGUAAUAAAGUGCCCACUUGCCCCACUCCCCUGCAGCCAUACUGUAUUUCAUUUCUCCCGGUUGCCUCGAAGCUGCCUGGUUUAGAAGGUGGUAAAAUAGGGAUGGGAAAGUUGAAUGCUGGACGAGAGUUGUCUUCUGGAAUCAGGGCCCCAAUCAGUUUUGUCAGUUCCAGGCCUUGCUCCCAGAUAAGAAAGCAUUACUGAAAUUCCAGCAUCUACCCCCCACCUUCCACACGGAAGCUGAAUAUAUGAAUCAGCACACCCAGCAAUUAAAGGGAAAUAGGUUUUAAAACAGAACCCAGGGAGGGCUGGGGAUUUAGCUCAGUGGCACUCAAGUGCAAGGUCUUGAGGUUGAUCCCCUGGUACCAAAAACAUAACAAAACAACAACAACCCAGGGAUCCGUAUUUUUCCUCCACCAGCUACUUCACCCCAUUCCCAGGACCUACUUUCUGCCACCCCCAGUGUGCCCAGCAGGCUAGAG